This is a messenger RNA of Agrilus planipennis (emerald ash borer), 1122 nucleotides long. It is a transcript of the gene Fam92, whose product is annotated as protein FAM92A. Bases 136 to 1116 code for a protein of 326 amino acids. Gene Ontology annotation, biological process: cilium assembly. The transcript has 4 exons. Lineage: Eukaryota; Metazoa; Arthropoda; Insecta; Coleoptera; Buprestidae. The record is from RefSeq and is a predicted model, not a curated record. Gene Ontology annotation, cellular component: ciliary transition zone; ciliary basal body.
CAAAGAUGUUUUUGAACGUUAGUUCCUAUAAAGGAAAUGGAAGAGAGUUUUUUAAUUAUGAAUCAUUCCUCAUUAAAGAUAUUACAUUUUUGUUUGUAUUGAGAUUUUGAUGACAUGUGAACAGAUAUUGAAAUAAUGCUUAACUCAAAACGUAAUAAAAAUUAUGAUUGCGAAUUACAAACAAAAUUUAUACAGAACCGCAUCAGCAAGGUAGAAAGGCAAUUUGCAGAAUUAUGCAAUGCCUUUGCAGAGUAUUCUCGAAAAGCAGCUAAAAUCAGAAAUGCGGGAGAUACAUUAUCAACAGUCGUAAACCACUAUGCUGAAGGUGAAGACGUCAAUAAAUCCCUUCAGGAGGCAUUAUUUAGUUUUUCCAAAUGUGUUUUGAAGAUAAGUGAUUACUGUAACUUGCGAGUUCUUAAUAUAGACAAAAACGUUACUAAUGAAUUAUCGCAAUAUGAGUUAAUUUGUAAACAUUGUAAGGAAGAUGUGAAAGAGAUUUUUGCCUCAAGAGAAAAAGAAGUUUUAAGAAAAAAACAACUUGAAAGAAUUAAAGAGAAAAAUCCUAAAAAUCGUCAACAAAUUAUACAGGCAGAAACUGAACUAGCCAAAGCAAGUUCAGAAGUAUCACAUACAGUUCAAAAAUUAGAAGAACAAAUGGUAACAUUUGAGCAAAAAAAACUUUAUAAUUUAAAAUCGAUUUUGUUAAAUUUUAUAAAUUUUGAGAUUGGAUAUCAUGCAAAGGCACUUGAACAGCUCACAAUUGCUUAUAAUGAUAUAAAUAAUAUUAAUGAACUUAAAGAUAUGGAGGAGUUUAAAAAGUUUCUUCAAGAAUCUGCCAGUAGCAUCUCUAGCACAAGACAAACAAUUUUUAAAACUUCUCAAUCUUUAAGUGCACUUAAUUUAUUUUCGAAACAAAAUCAUCCAAGGAACUCGGGAAUUCCUAACUUCAGUCAAAAAUAUUCUCCAGCUUUCUCAAAAAGUGUUAAUGAUCUUGAAAAUGUACAAAAGGAAAAUGACGAAAUUAGUUCUUCAAAUAGUUCAAGUGAAUCUGACAUAGAAAAUACAACAUCAGAGGAUUCUGAAGAAAUUAACCCCCAGAUCACUAAAGAAAAUUAACUUUAA